AUGAAUCUAUAUAAAUGUGUCCAUCUAUCUAUCUAUCUAUCUAUCUAUCUAUCUAUCUAUCUAUCAUUCUGUCACAAUGAAAUCAUAUCAAUAUCAAAGUAUAUGAAUCUAUAUAAAUGUGUCCAUCUAUCUAUCUAUCUAUCUAUCUAUCUAUCUAUCUAUCUAUCUAUGUCCGGUUUCUUUCUUUCUUUCUUUCUUUCUUUCUUUCUUUCUUUCUUUCAAGCUACCCUUCGUUUUCUCUUUCUCUUUCUUGCAGCUCUCGCUUCUCUUUGCCAUUUUUUUCUCUCCCUACUGGUUGUCAUUUUAGCUUUCUUUAUGCUUUUUGGGGUGUUUUCUUUUUGCUCUCUGUCAUUCUCUUUUGGAGAUUUCCCGCGCAUUUUUACCGACACGCUAUGUCCUUUAUACCAUAAUCCUGAUUUAUUUCGCAAUUCCGGUCAUCUUUCUUUUUUUUUUUUUGUCACAUUCUCCAUUUACAAGCAUUCUCGCCACACUCUUUCCCUCACCCUAACAACUCUUUAUCUUAAAUAUAUGCUUACUUAUUAUAUUUUUCUUACCACUCACCUUCUUUGUUCAUGCCCGCCAUUUUUUUUUUUUUUUGCUACUCUUUCGCGUUCUCCUCUUCCAGCUCGCAUUGUAAUGAUAUCGUUUCUCGACCACUCACGCUUCGGCAUAUCUUGUUUCACUAUAAAUGGACCUUCAAUUAUCGAUCGGCUGCCUGUAUAUCUCAUCCGCCAAAUCCUCUCGUUUAUACCGUCGCCUUUCGUCGUUCUGUUUAUCCUCCUUGAAAUUCUUUAUUGUCAUCGUUCCUCAAUAUAUUAUCUUCUGAGAUUUACGGCCCUAACGCGACAUCAACGUACGGAACCCAGUUUGGGCUUUACGUCACCUGAAAUAAUAACAACUCAUAUCUAUCUAUCUAUCUAUCUAUCUAUCUAUCUAUCUAUCUAUCUAUGUAAGUCUAUUCAUUAUCUAUCUCAGUCUAAUUAUUAUCUAUCUCAGUCUAUAUAUUAUCUAUCUAUCUAUCUAUCUAUCUAUCUAUCUAUCUAUCUCAGUCUAUUCUUAAUCUAUUUAUCUCAGUCUAUUCAUUAUCUAUCUAUCUCAGUCUAUCUAUCUAUCUAUCUAUCUAUCUAUCUAUCUAUCUAUCUAUCUAUCUAUCUAUCUCAGUCAAUUCAUUAUCUAUCUCAGUCUAUUCAUUAUCUAUCUAUCUCAGUCUAUCUAUCUACCUACCUAUCUAUCUAUCUAUCUAUCUAUCUAUCUAUCUAUCUAAGUCUAUUCAUUAUCUAUCUAUCUCGGUCUAUCUAUCUAUCUCAGUCUAUUCAUAAUCUAUUUAUCUCAGUCUAUUCAUUAUCUAUCUAUCUAUCUAUCUAUCUAUCUAUCUAUCUAUCUAUCUAUCUAUCUCAUUCUAUUCAUUAUCUAUCUGUCGCAGUCUAUUUAUUAUCUAUCUAUCUCGGUCUAAUUAUUAUCUAUCUCAGUCUAUUCAUUAUCUAUUUAUCUCAGUCUAUCUAUCUAUCUAUCUAUCUAUCUCAGUCUAUUCAUUAUAUAUCUAUCUACAUAUUUCAGUCUAUUCAUUAUCUAUCUAUCUCUCUCUCUAUCUAUCUAUCUAUCUAUCUAUCUCUCUGUCUAUCUAUCUAUCUAUCUAUAUCGAUGGAAUACUUGACGCGACCGCAAACUCCAUCCGAUCAUUCAUAUCUCUUGACUGACCCCUGGUCAGCACUGGGCCGUACCACGUGCCGUGAACGGCUGACCUCCAGACCGCAACUGCUGAUUAACGGCAUCGGUGAAUAUCUAUCUCAUUCUGUAACUUUCUUUCUUUUGAUCUAUCUAUCUAUCUAUCUAUCUAUCUAUCUAUCUAUCUAUCUAUCUAUCGAAAUUCUACCUUUUGCAUGUCCAUGUCUAUCUAUCUAUCUAUCUAUCUAUCUAUCUAUCUAUCUAAAUCGCUUCAGAAAUAUACACUACCCUAUCCAUGUCAAUUUAUAUCUAUCUAUCUAUCUAUCUAUCUAA
This is a messenger RNA of Acanthosepion pharaonis, 1998 nucleotides long. Lineage: Eukaryota; Metazoa; Mollusca; Cephalopoda; Sepiida; Sepiidae. The record is from the annotation of a GenBank genome assembly.